AUGUUUCACAGAGUUCUUAUUAGAGAAGACGACCGACACGCCCAGAGACUUCUGUGGAACGACGACAUAUAUGUCAUGAAUGUUAUGACCUUUGGAGCAGUCUGCUCACCAUCAUCAGCACAAUAUGUCAAAAAUAUUAAUGCCCGCAGAUAUGAGACGACCUGUCCUGAGGCUGUAAAGGCAAUUGUUGACCAUCACUAUGUCGACGACUACAUUCACUCCUUUGACGACGAGGACGAUUUAAUACGAGUGGUGGAUGACGUUAUACGUAUACAUGCCUCUGGUGGUUUCAACUUAAGAAACUUUGUUUCGAAUUCUCAAAGACUUUUACAGCACUUACCUGUAGACAAGCUUGCUCCGAGUAGCCUGAAGAUUCUCUCCGACUCCAAGGAUGACCAGGUCGAGCGCGUACUUGGAGUACGCUGGAACCAAGAGACUGAUGAGUUUGUCUUUGAACUCAAGUUUCCAAAGGUAAGUGAGGAUAUUAAAACCGGGCUAAAGAAACCAACCAAGCGUGACGUGUUGAGAUUGACAAUGUCCAUCUUUGAUCCAUUGGGUUUCCUCCUGUACGUCACAGUAAGGGGUCGAAUACUCCUACAAGAUGUGUGGAAAUCUAAAAUCGGAUGGGACGACGAAAUCGAAUCGAGUCACUUCGAGAAGUGGCAAUUAUGGUUGACGGAACUUCAAAAGAUCAGUACGUUUAGACUUCCGCGUUGGUUCUUUACUGACAUGUGUGACAAACAAGUUACAGAACUACAUGUAUUCUGCGAUGCAAGUAGUAAGGCAUACGCAAGCGUUGCUUACCUUCGUAUCAAGACGGUAGACGGAAGCUGUCACGUAUCCUUCAUCAUGGCACGUGCUCACGUCGCCCCGCUGAAGGUGAUGAGUAUACCCCGACUCGAGCUGCAAGCUGCACUCAUGGGCGCUAGGCUAGCUCAGACCUUGAAGAAACACUUUGACACAAGCCCUUUCGUCGCUCAUCGUGUCAGUGAGAUCUCCGAGAUAACCGACGUCAAUCACUGGAGGUGGGUACCAUCAGGACUGAACGCUGCAGAUGACGCUACAAGAGACACGACGAUUGAGGACAACGUGAGGUGGCUACAUGGACCACAGUUUCUUCGUAUAUCUAAGCAGUUCUGGCCAUUAGAAGAUAACGACGUAGCUGUGGAUCAUACAGACAUUGAAGUAAAAACUCUCUGCGUCUUAACAGUUGUACCUUUCGAGCUACCUGAUAUCAGCCGCUUUUCUAAAUUCUGGAGGCUAAUAAGAAGUACUGCCUGGUUUUUUCGAGCUGUAUACAACUGGUCCCACAAAGACAAUAGAAAGAAGGGUGAAUUAAUAGUAGACGAAAUUAAAAUAGCAGAAAAGUCGUGGAUUAAAGAAAGCCAGGGAAACUUAUUCCAUAAUGAAAUAAGUUGUUUGAAGAAGUCUGGACAGAUUGACAAAGACAGUUGCUUGCGACAGCUGACACCUUUUUUAGACAAAGACGACAUUCUUCGCACAAUUAUACUCGUCUGCUAA
This is a messenger RNA of Achroia grisella, 1521 nucleotides long. RefSeq lists its product as uncharacterized. The record is from RefSeq and is a predicted model, not a curated record. The coding region runs from base 1 to 1521 and encodes 506 amino acids. The transcript has 3 exons. NCBI's taxonomy places the organism in Eukaryota, Metazoa, Arthropoda, Insecta, Lepidoptera, Pyralidae.